Molecule: messenger RNA, 6827 nt
Organism: Amoebophrya sp. A25
Lineage: Eukaryota; Dinophyceae; Syndiniales; Amoebophryaceae
Source: the annotation of a GenBank genome assembly
AACGACUUCUACAAGAACAACAAGUAGAGCACAACUUGAAGAGCAUCGAAAAGGAACUCAUCACAAAAGACCACGGAAAAUGGCGACGCUGUCCACCUCGAACUCGAAGAAAGCAAGAUCAUUCCGUGAGCUGCAAGGUGGUGGAACCCACCUCCAUCUCCCAAACAAGAUGUUGUCUUCUUGUUGCCUCUUCAUGUUCCUCUUAAUGCAAACUGCACGAGUCGCAAAAGCUGAAGAAAACUUGAUGGAGAUGCUUCUGAAAGGUCUCGGAGAAGGAAUGGAGGAUAUGCUGAAAGACGCCGAUGUUGCCGGACUGGAGGAUAUGCUAAAAGACGCCGAUGUUGCCAAUGAGAAGAAAGAGGACCAAAAAAUAUGAAGAUUAUUUCUUCUUGCUAAUUGUCGUCGACGUAGUCCCUAGACCUCCUCUUUACUUAAUCAACAAAAUGAGUCUUCACCUACUUCUACUACUACACCGAGAUGAACUACUUAAUCAAGAUCAACAAGAGUCUUCCCCUUUUACUUACUACACCAAGAUGAGCUGGUAGAUGAAGUUCUAAUAUAAGUACCCACACCCAACUUGCCGACUUGUGUAGAACGACCCUCAAGAUGAUCUCAUUGGUCUUCUAAUUCUCCAUAAUCUUCUAAUCAGUUGAGUAGAACUCUAAAUGAUCUUCUAAUUCUCGAUCUCGGACGUCGAGAUGCUAAACGGAAGAAGCAGAAACACCGGUUCGGGUCGAUGGAUCCUAUGUACGAGGGGGGAUCGUCACGAACAGAACUAAAGUUUGGGCCUGACGGAUUCUCAAUCGGUCCAACCAUGCACUUCGACAAGGAGCAGACCAAACGUUAUGGGAGACCAGAUUCGAUCAUUCUUUUGAGAGGGCGGGAAAGCUGUGUUGCAGCUUCUACUUAGACGAGGAAGAUGCAGCUAUAAUUUGCGUGAAGGGAUAAGCCAGCCUAGUUAUAAAGGUAGGUACUACUAGAGGGAACAAGAUGUUGCAGCUAUUGCUAUAUUAAUCAAGGAAGAUGCAUCUCCUGGGGUUGUAGCUGAAUGAACUCAAGAAGCGGAGAAUCUUCGUUCUGAGGUCCUCUAAUAUAGACGAGGCGAAAACUAUGCGGGAAGGAAAAUUCCGAAAAAAAAUAGAAUCACCGUUCGCGCAGACCUUGACCUGGGAGAUUUCAUCAUGCGAAAUUAAGGCUCGUCUUGAUUUCUAUGUUGAAUAAGUAUUUUGAUGUAACUGUAUGUACGUCGUGUACCCUUACAACUUCUAGUUUGUUAAGAACCUUUCUUGAAUUUGAUGUCUUUGUGCAUGUGCUUUCUUAUGUCUUUCUUAGUCCUAGUUAGGUCUACUGGUUGUAUUCAAGCAACAUGAAGUGCAGCAGGCUUUCACAACUCUCUUCUUGCUUGGUGCUUGCAUAGUCUGCUGCAGAAGUUGUAAGAAUAUAGCAUUCACCCUCCUCGGAUGAUUUUGCUUUUGUUCAUCGUCAUCCUACUACCACGACUACUUCUUCAAGAUUCUCGUGUCUCACUCUAAGGUGCUGGCGACGAUGAAGAAACUCAAACUCGCAGUGCUUCUUCUUCUCGCAGCUCUUCUCGUGGAGGUGGAAACCAGAAAAAUGCGUCUGAAGAAAAACCUACUCCUACUGCUGGAGGUGCCGGACGAACAGGAACCAACACUGACGGACAGGAUCAAGACGAAUUAUGGUUAAGUGUUACUAGUGAUGUCUACUACUUUUAAGUAAUUUGUCGUGUUUCUUUGUGAUUGUGUUACUGUAGUUAAUCCUAACAUCUUUUGAUCCAACGCAAAUGAAGUACUACUAGGAAAAGCAAGAAAACUAGGCUGGCAGACGGUACUUCUUUCUACCUGCUACCGGCAUUGAGUUGUUAAUACUGUGUCUGCUUACUCCUGCCAGGCUAGAAGUGCAGGUGCCGGUGGGGCGGCUCGCUGUGCAGGAUCCAUAACCUAACCUAGCCUAACCUGACCUAGAAGGUAGUUCUACCUACCGGGAAAAUUUUUGAUUUCUUGCUGUGCCUGCUUACCUCUUCUAAUAAACAAGAUGGCGGAUAGCCUGUUCGACGAGAAAAGAGAUGGCGAAUAUGACAUUGCUUAUGGUCUUCAACUUCAUUUUUUAGUGGCCUCAUCUGUUCUCUUACUAUUUUUCCACUAUCUAACGAUUGAAGUACUAAAUGGUACCUGUGAAAGUAGAUUGAUGUCAUCAUCAUUUUUUUUAGUGGCUACCUAUCUUAUCCUUGGUAUAUUAACCUUUGUCUCCCUUCAACAAGGAAGUAAGAAACGAAAGAACUAGAACUCUUUGCUUAUCUUCUUCGUUUUCGUUGUUUGAAACCAUACCUUUUUUCAGAGAUUUUUCUAAUGUCACGAGUUGGUUAAAAGUUUAUCAUACAAGGACGAGGACCCCGAGGCACCAGGGUCGCUUAUGAGCCUCUAUCGGAAGUUUGAGAAGACGCUGAAGGAUGACCAGGAGUGGAGAUCUCGCAGGGAAAAAGGGAAGAAGAAGAUGAACACCAAGAAGACGAAGGAAGCGAAAGGCAAGAAGACCAGUACGAGCGAGGACAAGGCUGAGGAAGACUUCGAUUGGAUGAACAUCAUUGAUGACAUUUUUGGUCCGUCGAAGAAUGGCACGACUAGUAUGGCUGCACCAGGAGAUGGAGAAGGAGAUAAUUUUUCUAAUCUUCAUCUUGGUCUCACUUCUUAUAAAUAUAAUUACUUAGCGUUAGCAAGAAAGGCUGCAUCCUAUCUUAUCCUAUUCUAUCCUAGAUGAAAUAAACUUGAACAUCAUCGAAGAUUAUAGCUUAUUCAUGGCUACGACGUAGUUCUAAUGACAAAGAAAAGAGUACUUCUACGGACGAUGGCAGCAGCGAUGAUGUCGGAGACAUGAUGCGGCAGAUUUACGGACACUAUCUGAAAGAGACGCAAGGUAUCGAUGCAGAAACAGACAACAAGGACAGCAUUGGAGCAGAUGAUGACAUGAAAGAGCUGAUUGACAAAAUUUGGGGUCCGGAGAGUGGUAAAAAUCACCCUUCACAAUAUUGGAACUUGGAGCUGCAAGGAAAGACAUCAUCUUCGAAUUCGAACGAGAGGAAGGCCACGACUUCUGCGGACGAUAAAGAAGAGAAGAAGAAAAACAAGAGCACCUCCACGAAAAGUGACAACUACAAGAAGAAGGGACCCAAGAAGGUGUCGAGGACCAAGAACAAGAACGCGAAGAACAAGAACAAGAAAGCGGAGAAAGAACAACAGUCUAGUAAAGCACCAAAAGACGCUGGGUUCUUUCGAAACAUGAUGAAAUAUGCUGUUGAAUCUACCGUCGGCUUCUUCAACGAGGAUUCGAGUGAUAGCCAGGAAGAAGUCGAAGAGGACGAUGAUGAUACGACACAAGGACAAGGACAAGGACAAGGACAGUACCGAGGAGGCGAAGAGGAAGAGGAACAAUCAUCAGAAGUUAUGGUCGUGGAGGAUCAUAAUUAUAUGGACGUCGUGGGUCGGUCAUAUGGAGUAAAGACACUGGAAGUACUUAGCGUGUAGCAGAGAAGAAGCUACCGAUGUAACUACGUGCUCAGAAAUCACCUCCUCGAGGAACCAGCUACAUUUGUGUCGUCCUCGGAACCGGCUGAAGGUUGUAGUUGUGUUUGGUCUCGAUGAUCCACUUCUCAUCUCUCAGGAGCACUCGAUGCCAUUUCGUUCCCCUAGAAUGGGAGGAGAUACUUUUUAUAAGUCUUGAAAAAGGCCAUUUUUUCUAAAUAGAGUGCAGCAGAAGAAGAAGACUUCGAUGCGGUCUGGGAGGAGUUGCUAGAAAUGGGAUUCAAAGCUGGGCAGAAGAUGGGCUUCAAAUAUGCAAAAGAUAUACAGAAGAGAGUCUCUUCCUCAGUGUUUGACGUUAUGGUUAACACUCUCAAAGAUGUGAAUGCGAACGAACAACAGAAAAAAAAGAAUAAGGGUGGAGGCGAUAGCGCAGAAGAUGAGGAUGAGGAUGUAAAAGAACCACGGAAGCAGAAGACCAAGAAGAUGAGUGCCAAAAAUGACGUGGUGAACAAGAAGGUUUUUAGAGAAGAAAAGGAAAACAACAAGAUCUUCAUCGAGGAUCAUGAAGCCCCUGCACGAGUGAUUCUUCAUCAAGACCAUCAAGACGAUGACUCUACUUCAUCAACAUCUGCAUCCGAUUUUUCCGACUGGGACACCACACCUGGCUACGACUUCCUGCUGCGUGACGUGAAUCGGUGUGACUGGGAAAGGAUUGACGUUACUAGUUCUGCGUUUCGUCCGCAACACCUGGAUUGGUCUAAGCCAAUGAUGUUCACCAACUGGCAUAUGAAUGCGGAAUUGCAAGAUUAUGGCACUACAACUUCUAGUGUUUUGAAGCAUCACAGGAGCUUGGUCGAUGAUGUUUAAGUUCACGACCUACAUGGCAUCCACCAGCUCAUUUUCCUCCACCUCGAUCUUCAUUGCCUUGUUCCCCUCUAACAAGGACGCACCCGCAAAGAAAACAUGCUGCAGGAGUUCGGCAAUAAAACGGUUAUCCUGUCGAAUGCAGUGACCUACUCUCACGAGAAGAAACGCUGUAGUUUCGCUGAAUAUGUGGAAGAUUUCUCGAUCGCGAAUCUGGCUUCUCUACAGUCCGCGCUUUCCCGAAACGCUACAGACACGUGGUACUUGUGUGGAGACAACUUUUGUUAUGGAGAAACACGGAGUCUAUUUGUGUAGGUCAGGAGUCUAUUUUUUACAUUUGCCUCAUUCAGGAGUGGUUUCUUCACGCAUUUUUAUUUUUCUUGUAGCUGCAUUUUUAUUUUUCUUGUAGCUGCAUGAUGAAUCAAGACUACAGCGGAAAAUCACAUUAACAAGACCUUGUCGUCCGCGUCUUCCACGCCAAUUCCCUGUGGUGACACCGACCCCCCCCCCUCUAGCUCUACUAACCCUCGGACGAACUGCUGAACAUGUACGUGCGCCCUGAGUGGCUCCCUGGUGCAGCAAGUGGCAGUCUAGCCUUUGGCGUCGGUGGAACCGGCAGUGGCAUCCCUCUGCAUCGUCAUGGUGGCGCUUUGUUGGAAGUGACGGCUGGUCGAAAGCGAUGGUUCGUUGCACCCCCUUCUUCUUCUCCUUCGAGUAGCGAUACUGGUGUCAACACAUUGGGAGCAAAUAAACAUAAGAAAACCUCCUCCACCUCCAGCUCCAACUACAACAAGAACAUCAAGAAGAAGAACAAAGAACGUGGGAGCAAGAUGGCGGAUGAUUUAUUUGGACUUGAUGAACUGAAAGCCGAACUGCAAAAAUUUGCUACAUCCUCUAAGCCAAUCGGCGCUAUCACCACUGCGGAUUUGAUGGCCGACAACAGUCCGCCGUUCGAUCCGGAAAAUUAUGCCUAAUCAAUUCAGAUCUUCCAAGUGCUGUAGUAGAGCAGGACUUGGAGAUGAGACAUGAUCGAUGAUGAUGACCUGAAACUGAAGAUAAGAAAUCAUCAAUUCACACUGUUCACGUGACACCACCUCCUAGACCUAGGUAUUCAAAAAUUGAUCUUUCAUUUUCUCUCGUCUUACUUUACUCACAACUGCAAAAAUCCGAAUCUUGCAAUCCGAAGCAGGAGGUUCUCAACAUUCCUCCAUCCUCCUCGAUUUCCCCCUCUAAGGCAGGAGUUCCUUCAACUGGUUUCACGAUCGCGAGGAUGAAAAUCCGCAGUCGCGCAUCCGCAUGUGUACCCAGGAAACAAAUGAGGCUUUGUGGCUCCCCAACGAGUGGUGGCAUGCAACACUGAAUAUUGGCGAGACCGUGUUUUGGUUGUUGUUCGUCUGAGGAAGUCGCCUGACGUGGAUGAUGACGUGGACGAUGAAGUAGUACUUCUACGUUGUUGAAGUAGUACUUCUACUUCUUUAGAUGACGUGGAUGAUGAUGAACUUCUAAGUUGUUGAAGUACUUCUACUUCUUUAGAAAUUAGUGCUAGUACUAAACUAAGUUGAAGUUGUACUUCUACUUUUUAUUCUUUAGAAAUUAGUGCUAGUACUAAACGUAGCAGAAGAUGUUGAGGAGAGGUCGACAUCUUGUUCUAGCGUUAUAAGGGUUCGAGAUGUAGAAGAAGGAUUGUUGAACACCACGCUCAGCAGGAUAUCAAGCACUAUGAAGAUAUGUACCAAAAGGUGAAUAUUAAUAAGCAUGAAUAUGACGCAAAACAUGGUGAUGUUUGAAGUGGCACAACAUCACAUGAGGUGGUAGCAUAAUUUGACUUACAACGACAAAAAGCCUUUUUUGAUCACUCUCGGUUACGCAAUAAUUUAGAUCUUUGAAAAAUAAAAAGGAAAAAUAUCAGUGAAGUCUUCAACAAACUCAACUCGAACUCGAACUGACUUGCAACACAUAAUGACUUCACACAUUUUAAUGAUUUGCAACGGUCCUAAACCUCGAUCCUAGACCUCCCUGUUUCUUUUCACAAAACAAGUGAGGUGCAUCCUGUGAUUUACAUCGCAAGCCUUAGGCGGACGACCUCAACCUCGAUGUGUCUACAAGUUUUGUUAGUGAUUUCGAUGAAGACCAAAGGAAGAACCAUCUUCCUUGUUGAUGUUGAAGAAUUACAAUCAUUAAUCCGUCUAAACUUUCCAUCUUGUUCAGGCUCAUUAUUAUGAAGCGCUGCUCGCAUACGCACAUACGCACACAAAUGUUGACAUGACUCCUGGUGUUGGACGAUGAUGUUGUUGACAUCUCGAUCUCUCCUCCCAGGAGGAUCACGAGUGAUUUAGAUGAUACCCUGCUCCACCUCCCAUCUCCCUACUGCGGCAUGCAAGUGGCAAAGCCUAAAGACACAGCUCCUCAGCCUGUUUGUGAUCC